AGACCCCGGACUGAGUGGGGCCCGGGCAGAAGCUGAGCACCCUGCGCCCGAGGAGCCCCUGUUGGCCUGGGGGGGCUGAGGGACUGAGCCCCCCAGAGCAGGACCUCCCCCUGGAAGGGCCGCGCCGCAGCCCGUGGGAGGGCCUCGCCCCUGGCGCCCCCCAUCUCCACUCGCCGCCGUCCCGGCCUCCGCCGGAGGGAGGGGCCGAGCGCCCUCGGGGGGCCGUGGACCCCGGCGUUCUGAGCGUUCCGCGCCCCGCGCCGCCCGGCCCCCCCGCCGCCGAUGGCCGCCGACCCGCCGGGAGCUGCCGAGAAGGGAGAGAUGGCUCCCGGGACACGUGUGAGCCCUCGGCGUUGCUGACGCCCCCAAUGUCGUCGAGCAGCCGGGGGCCGGGGGCCGGAGCGCGCCGACGCCGAACCCGCUGCCGCCGCUGCCGGGCCUGUGUGCGAACUGAGUGCGGGGACUGCCACUUCUGCCGAGACAUGAAGAAGUUCGGGGGGCCCGGGCGCAUGAAGCAGUCGUGCCUGCUCCGGCAGUGCACUGCCCCCGUGCUCCCACACACAGCUGUGUGCCUCUUAUGUGGGGAGGCUGGGAAGGAGGACACAGUGGAGGGAGAGGAAGAGAAAUUUGGUUUGAGCCUCAUGGAGUGUACAAUCUGCAAUGAGAUCGUCCACCCUGGCUGCCUGAAGAUGGGGAAGGCUGAGGGUGUCAUCAAUGCGGAGAUCCCUAACUGCUGGGAGUGCCCUCGAUGCACCCAGGAAGGCCGGACCAGCAAGGAUUCAGGUGAGGGACCAGGCCGCCGCAGGGCUGACAACGGCGAGGAGGGCGCCAGCCUGGGGAGUGGAUGGAAGCUGACGGAGGAGCCGCCGCUUCCACCACCCCCACCCAGGCGCAAGGGCCCCCUACCUGCUGGGCCCCCCCCAGAGGACGUGCCUGGGCCCCCCAAAAGAAAGGAGAGGGAGGCAGGGAAUGAGCCCCCCACCCCAAGGAAAAAGGUGAAAGGAGGCCGAGAGAGGCACCUGAAGAAGGUGGGUGGAGAUGCCUGCCUCCUCCGAGGAUCGGACCCAGGCGGCCCCGGCCUUCUGCCCCCCAGGGUUCUGAAUCCAAGCCAGGCUUUCUCGUCCUGCCACCCUGGGCUCCCUCCCGAGAACUGGGAGAAACCAAAGCCGCCUUUGGCCUCUGCUGAGGGCCCGGCAGUGCCGUCCCCAUCGCCACAGAGGGAGAAGCUAGAACGUUUCAAGCGCAUGUGCCAGCUGCUGGAGCGGGUGCCUGACACCUCCUCGUCCUCCUCAGACUCGGAUUCUGACUCCGACUCUUCAGGCACAUCGCUGAGUGAGGAUGAGGCCCCUGGCGAGGCCCGGAAUGGGCGACGGCCAGCCCGGGGCAGCUCGGGCGAGAAGGAGAACCGCGGGGGGCGGCGGGCUGUGCGCCCUGGCAGUGGGGGGCCCCUCCUCAGCUGGCCCCUGGGCCCCGCCCCACCGCCCCGGCCCCCACAGCUGGAGAGGCACGUGGUACGGCCCCCACCUCGAAGCCCUGAGCCCGACACGCUGCCUUUGGCUGCUGGAUCCGACCACCCCCUGCCCCGUGCCGCCUGGCUUCGUGUCUUCCAGCACCUCGGGCCCCGAGAGCUGUGCAUUUGCAUGCGAGUCUGCCGGACUUGGAGCCGCUGGUGCUAUGACAAGCGUCUGUGGCCUCGAAUGGACCUGAGCCGGCGAAAGUCACUGACCCCGCCCAUGCUCAGUGGUGUGGUUCGUCGCCAGCCCAGAGCCCUGGACCUCAGCUGGACAGGUGUCUCCAAGAAGCAGCUCAUGUGGCUUCUGAACCGACUGCAAGGCCUGCAGGAGCUGGUGCUCUCCGGCUGCUCCUGGCUCUCCGUCUCUGCCCUGGGCUCAGCCCCACUGCCGGCCCUGCGGCUCCUGGACCUUCGCUGGAUUGAGGAUGUUAAAGACUCCCAGCUGCGUGAGCUGCUGCUGCCUCCACCAGACACCAAACCAGGGCAAACAGAGAGCCGUGGGCGGCUGCAGGGGGUAGCAGAGCUGCGCCUGGCGGGCCUGGAGCUGACAGAUGCCUCCCUGCGGCUCCUCCUGCGCCACGCACCCCAGCUGAGCGCCCUGGACCUGAGCCACUGCGCCCACGUCGGAGAUCCCAGUGUCCACCUACUCACAGCCCCCACUUCCCCACUCCGGGAGACCCUGGUGCACCUCAAUCUUGCUGGUUGCCACCGCCUCACGGACCACUGCCUCCCGCUGUUCCGCCGCUGCCCGCGCCUCCGCCGCCUAGACCUGCGCUCCUGCCGCCAGCUCUCACCUGAAGCUUGUGCCCGGCUGGCAGCCGCUGGGCCCCCUGGCCCCUUCCGCUGCCCAGAGGAGAAGCUACUUCUCAAGGACAGCUAGUUGGGUGCCCCCCCCACCCUCCCCCAGGACUCAUCAGGAGCCUGGACCUCGGGCCUUCAUUUUAUCCCUGCCAGGAGGCCAGGUUACCCACCUCAUGACUUGGGAUUCCUGCCCAGGGACUCGAGCCAGCCUCCCCCUCUUUCUGCCCCCUGCACUGAUAUCUCUGGGGGUCUCUCCUUCCCAUCCCCUCUCCCUUCCACCUGCUUCAUUGUCCAUCCCCUGGGGGGAGUGGGUCAGAGGUACUGGGGGUUGCUGAGCCAAAGGGAUGGUGGGAGGGGGGUAAGGUGCAAGUUUGAGGGAGGGAAAUCGGGGAAAGGGUAUCUGCACACAGGAUACUGGGAGCCAGGGGGCUGGGGGAGGUG
Neofelis nebulosa (Clouded leopard) is the source of this 2755-nucleotide messenger RNA. It is a transcript of the gene FBXL19, whose product is annotated as F-box and leucine rich repeat protein 19. Lineage: Eukaryota; Metazoa; Chordata; Mammalia; Carnivora; Felidae. Gene Ontology annotation, molecular function: transcription coregulator activity; protein binding; zinc ion binding. Bases 369 to 2393 code for a protein of 674 amino acids. Gene Ontology annotation, biological process: protein demethylation; regulation of transcription by RNA polymerase II. The transcript has 11 exons. The record is from RefSeq and is a predicted model, not a curated record.